Sinocyclocheilus grahami is the source of this 4131-nucleotide messenger RNA. Its product is annotated as calmodulin-regulated spectrin-associated protein 3. Lineage: Eukaryota; Metazoa; Chordata; Actinopteri; Cypriniformes; Cyprinidae. The transcript is spliced from 17 exons. Bases 259 to 4131 code for a protein of 1290 amino acids. Gene Ontology annotation, biological process: negative regulation of microtubule depolymerization; neuron projection development; cytoplasmic microtubule organization. Gene Ontology annotation, cellular component: microtubule minus-end. The record is from RefSeq and is a predicted model, not a curated record. Gene Ontology annotation, molecular function: calmodulin binding; microtubule minus-end binding; spectrin binding.
CUUUCUUUCCUUCCUUUCUUUGUCUUCUUUCCUUCUGUCUUGGCUCCGCCCAUCCUGACGCGUGAUUGGACGGCCGCGGUGUGAUUGACAGCUCCAGCGGACACCUGACGCUCGGAGGCUGCGUCAUGCGCGAGGGGGACGCUCCGCGGCGCGUUCGGUGACGGAUCAUCGCGCUCUCCGGUGUCACACCGCACAAUGACGCCGUAGGAAGCGCCUUUUCGCCCGUUAUUUCAUUGUUCCUCCCGCGUCCGCUUGGUGAUGGACGCGUCCGCGGCGAAGAGGGGCGCGCCGAUGCCGGACAUCUGCCCGCUGGACCGGUACGACCCCGCCCGCGCCAAGACCCGCGCCGGUGUGCGCUGGCUGCUCGACCGGAGCCGCGGACCUGAAGAGAGUGUUUCUGUGAAGGAGGAUGGAGGCGUUUCUCCCGAUCUGGAGCACCUCCUGCUGUCUGGUGAUCUGUACUGCAGAGUGUUUUCCUCUCACGCUCUGUCCGGCGUCACAGCGCCACCUAGAGACCUGGGCUCUCUGCUGCAGCUCCUCAGCCGGUACGACCUGAUCCCGCUCCACACGGAGCAGCAGAAGCCGGUCGAUGAGACGCAGCUGAGCCAGAAACCCAUUAACAUGGGGGCCCAUCUGGCCGUGAUUGAUUCUCUGAUGUCACUGAGUGCAAUGGAAACCGUGGGUCAGGUUAAGAUGACGAAGGAGACGGAUCAGUUUGGGUCCAGCAGGAGCUGGGAGAACUCACUGCUCUUCUGGAUCAACAAGGUGAAUCAGAAGUUGCGAGAAAGCACUAAUGUUGAGGAUAAUCCGAAGCCAAACCCCUGCACGGACCUGCAGCCGGCUCAGCCAUCUUGCCCACAGCGCUGGUACUGGAAACUGGUCCCACAUGCCAUCGCAUUUUGUUUGAAGGAGUCGGGGAAUAAGCCUCCUGUGCCAACAUUUCAGCCUCACAUAUUCACACACUCACUCAUGUGUAUCAGUGUUUUGUUCUUCCCCGUCACCCUUCACCUGUCCUGCUGUCGUCUGUGUGUCAGUGAAUCUCAUGAAACCAUGAACAUUUUCCAUAUUUCCUCCCAAAUCCAAAAAAUAAGAAACUCAAUUUUAAAUAAAUUUUUUAAAGUGCUGUAUUUCAAAGGACGGGGCUGGACCAAAAAGCAAAUUAGCCGUCCUCUCUCCGCUGUGGCCUUCAACAUCCCAUUCCCACUGGACAGUGAUGUUGAUGUUGUUAUGGGCAAUCCUCUCUUCCGUUCCGUCAGUACAGACAGCCUCACAAUGGUAACCAACCCAGGUCCUUACACGCCCCCAGAGGAUCUGAGUAAACUCAUUGGUCACGCUCCUCUAGGAGAGUUACCUACCAUAGAAGAAGCAUUACAGAUUUUUCAUACUUCCCGUCCAGUACACAAUGAGCCCCGGCUGCGGCCAGAGGGAGCUCCGUCUGGCUUUUACCUCCACUCCCCUGAGGGGGGUGAAGCCAGACUGAGCAGCUCUGCUCCCUGCCGGUCGGGGAUUAUGUAUCGACCAAUUGGAGGAGGGCCUGAUAGCUGUGGGAACCGCAAACGACAACCUGUUGGUUCACAAGAAAACCAUGAAGGUUUAGAGUGCGACACACCUGAAGACUCUCCCAAAACCUCCUCCAGCCCAGCCAACGGGCCCAAGACUGGUCGCAUGACAAACUUUGCUGAAUGCAGGAAGAAGAUGCCAGAAUCCCCAAGUAAUUCCAGGUCCCAGGAAGUGGAGUCGUUGUUGAGCCCUGCAAUGAUGAGCCCCGUUGGGGCAGUGGAGGCGCAGGAGCUAGGUGCACGUCUGGAGGAGAAACGUAAAGCUAUCGAAGCUCAAAAGAGGCGGAUCGAGGCCAUCUUUACCAAGCACAGGCAGAGGCUGGGUAAGACUGCCUUCCUUCAACUUCAGAAGAAACAGGGGGAAGAACUGGAAGAUGAAGGACAAUCCCUCACUCUGGAUGAACGACUGACACGAAUGGAGCAGCAGCUCCAACAAGAGGAGGACAGAGAGAAGGAGGAUGAAAAAAAGAAAAAGGAGGAGGAGAAGAAAGAAAAUGAUGGAGAGCAGAAGAUGGAGAACGCUGGUGAUGUAGUAGCUCCACCUAAACUGGAGAAACAGGUUACCUUCUCUGUUGAAACGAAGAAAGAGGAGGAGAAAGAGCCACCAUUGGGGGAAUAUAAUGAGGCAGUAGCCAAGCUAACCUCCACCCUACAGUCCCUACAAAGGGACAUGCAGCGCCUUACAGAACAGCAGCAAAAGCUCAUGGGAAAGAAAACUCUGAGUUCUCCGAAAAACACCCCCUCAAAUAAGACACCUACCUCCAGCAAGGCUUGGGUCAUCCCGUCUGGUUCCAAAUCCCCUGCUACACCCCCUCAUCUUUCUAGAGAGUCCACCCGUAUCAUUUCACCCUCUGGAUCUCCAUCACACUCCGGACAACUUUCUGACACACUAAGAUCCCCUAAAAGUUCAGCAGCAUCUGCUCCACGCAAAUCCCGUGGUGCUGCUUCCAAGAGCCCCAAACGGCAACGUCCCUCCCGCCCCACAGACCUUGGUUUCCAGCCUCUCACACGUGUCCUUACGCCCCCACAGAACGUGGACACGCUUCCCCAUCUGCGGCGAGUCUCUCCAAGCCAGUGCCAGGUGCAGACCUGCUCCUCGCUGCGAUUCAGUGGUCCAUGCACGCCCCAGGACUCUCCACCGCAACCUGCUCCGCCUCAAGAGAGCACCUCAGAAUCUGGCUCCAGUGACCAUCACACCCCAAUCUUCAACCUGGAGCUAGAGGCUGGACCUCCUUCUGCACUCCCAGCUGAACUGUUAGGAGGUGGGACCAGCUCAGGAGCCCCGUCAGAGUGCUCAUUUGAAAGCGACAUGCUGCUUAGCAGCGCCCUGGUGAAAGAUGAGACAGAGGGUGCAGGGACGGUGGGAGAUGACACGGAUCUGGAACAGGGCGCAGAAAUAUUCUCAUCGGAUUCCAUGAGCGACCAGACAGAGAAUGAGAGCAAGAUGGGGCUCGAUGUGUUCUUUAAGGAGGAGGGUCUUUCGGAGGAGGAGAUGGCCCAGAAAAGGGCUCUGCUGUUGGAACGACAGCAAAGACGGGCUCAAGAGAUCAAGAAACGUGCAAGACAUGAGCAAGACCCUGAGAACAGUCCACAGGCUUCUCUGGAUGACCUGCGACCUUCUCAAACUCUGCUGCUUUCACAGUCACUGCCCACUUCAUACACCCCACCCCCUCCAUCAAAAGCCACGCCCCCAGGAACACCCUUGCGGCGAGGAGAGUUUACAAAGGCAGAGUAUGAAAGGCGUCUGCAGCUAAAGAUUAUGGCUGAUCUAGGGAAGGUUCUCAAACAGAAACCAGCAAAGCACAGCGGCAAAAAACAACAUGCACACAAAUCGCACAACAACCAUGAACUUACUCACACACGCUCACCGGGGAAGAACAAAACAGUUGUCGCUAACAUGAAAGUUGGCGCAUCUCUAUCGGCUGAAAAGCCAGCGAGUUGUUCAGAGUCGCCCUCAAAGGUGAUGUCAUCAGGGCAGUUGGCCAAUCAGAAUGGGGAAAAAGACUGGGAACAUGCCUUCAAUGCCUCCUCUCCAGCCUCACUCCCAGAAUACACAGGUCCUAAAUUAUUUAAGGAACCCAGUUUUAAAUCAAACAAGUUCAUCAUUCACAACGCUCUCUCACGCUGCUGCCUUGCUGGCAAAGUCAAUGAAUCCCAGAAAAACAAGAUCAUAGAGGAGAUGGAGAAGAGCUCCGCCAGUCACUUCCUGAUUCUCCUGCGUGAUGCCAACUGUCAGUUCCGUGCCAUCUACACCCUAGACGGCCAGUCGGAGGAGCUGCAUCGAAUCUGCGGCGUCGGCCCGCGUGCCAUUUCCUCGUCAGCCGUGGAGGCCAUUUAUAAAUACAGCUCCGACAGGAAACAGUUCAAUACACUUCCAUCUCGUACCCUGAGCAUGAGCGUCGAUGCUUUCACUAUCCCCGCCCAUCUCUGGCACACUAAGAAACAUGGCACGCCCAAAAAAAUGGUGAAGAGAGAGCUGAUGAGAAACACAGAAGAUCCUGCAGCAUUUGUGCCUGAGGCUCCUGUGAGCGUGAGACUCUCAGACAUCAAGAGAUACUAUUUCAGCUCCUGA